Molecule: messenger RNA, 1829 nt
Organism: Athalia rosae (coleseed sawfly)
Lineage: Eukaryota; Metazoa; Arthropoda; Insecta; Hymenoptera; Athaliidae
Exons: 6
Coding region: 780-1616 (278 amino acids)
Source: RefSeq, a predicted model, not a curated record
GGCAAAGUAGUCGAUGUGCAGACCAAAUAGAGUGAAUUAUAACAUCCGUUAAACAAUUCAUUGAUUUUUUUUUGGGUUUAUUGCCCGUUUAAUAUGUACGUAUUCCAAUUUGUCUAAUCAAGCUUGGUUCAUUGCAGUAUGAAUUGGCAUACAUGUUUAUAAAUAAUAGAAAUGUUACUCCGAGUGUCAUAAAAUGGUGUCAAUUGCAUGUAUUGAAUUCACCAGGAUUUCAUGAAUUCCAGACUUUAAAGUGUCUCAAAAGUGGAUAUCAUUCUGACGGCUAAAACUGCAUAUUUAUACAUAAUCGAAGCUACCGGAGCGGAUGAUGAAUAACAGUUGUUUUUAAGUUAUAGCAAAUAGUGAAUUAUUGAUCCAUUUGAAAUCUGAUUCGCUUCUGCUUGGUUUUUUUAUGGCAUAAGAUAACAACUACAUGGACAGAAUCUGAUAGCGUUCACCUCGCUGUAUAAAUUCGACCGUUGAAAAACGAAAUUUGCAGUAAAUCAGUGAAAAUUACAAGAUAUUCUAUAAGUUUUGCAGUGUUGGGAAUCUUUCACAAUAUAAAUUCAACAUAACAAAUUAAUCCCUGGAACGAAGUGAUGCGAAAAAUAAAUUAUUGCAAAUUAAACGAGAUUCAGAACCACACAUAAGUGUUGUGUAACUUGCAGAGUAGAGAAUUGGAUAUACAUACUUGAAAAGGGGAAAAAAUCAAAAUCGAAAAACAAAUAAAUCAAUGAAUAUAAAAAAAUAAAAAAAAUAAAAAAUAAAAAUCACUUUCAAAAAUGGCCAAAAAAUACAGUAUGUUUCUGACUGUGACGGCGUUCAUGUCAAUCGUAUCUGUGACUAUAAUCUGCAUAUCCAUGGCCACUGAAAACUGGAUUAGUUCAACAGUUUCCCCCGCAUCGGGACUGAUAGCGUACGGAAACUCAGAAGUGAAUUAUGGCCUUUUUGAAGGGACUUUGAUAAGAAGAAUCGUUCAGACGCCCACCAUAUAUGAUCUUUACAUUACCUGCAUUUGGGGUUCGAACGCCUGUGCAUGGAGUUGUAUGUCGACACACGAAGAGAGGAUAACGGAAGUAGAGACGCUUUUAGCCGGUGGUUUGCCGAGUUUCGCUUGCACUCCCAGAGGGUCAUCCUCGUCGUCCAGCGGGGUCACUGUAAAUUCGCGGAAUGGCACAGAUAUCCCAGCUUUGGUGAACGCAGGAGCUUGGGUGAGCAACGUAAUUUUUAUGGUUCUGUUUCUCACAGCAGCCGUAAUUUCCGCCGUACUUUCAGUGAUAAACAGUAUUUGGAACCCACCUGAAACAUAUUUUAACGUUUUGGGUAUUUUUAUUGCCAACAUCGUGGCCGGGUGUUUGAACGUCAUCCCGGUUCUAAUCUCGGCAAUUCAUUAUGCGAUAAUUACACAGGAAGAUGUUGCAAUCAGAGAUACCAUCGUAGGAGAAUUUACGUCCAAAUCAAUUCUCUCAUUUUCAUUUUGGAUUCUCCUGGUACCGGUUGUCUUACACGGCGUUAAUAUUGGAUUAUUAUUAAUUCGCGAAUGGCUCAUAAACAGCGAACCGCCCGAAACGAAAAUUGACAUCGACGAAUUCGCCGACGGAACCAUAGUUCUUUUCUAACAUAAAUUAUUGUCAUGAUCAUCAAAAAGUUGAUCAUUGAAUAACGAUAAUUUGUUGAUGAGAAAUAAAGAGAACGAUUUCCGACAAUGAGAGUCGGAAGAAAGGAUAAAUCGAAGAAUCUAAAGAUUAAACUCGAAGAAGUUCAUGCAUAAUUUCUUGAAUAAUAUUUACCAUCAAAAACAUGUUUUAUUGAUAAAAUUGAUGGUCAGAGCA